AUGUCGGUAUCGCAUUCCCUCCACCUCCGCCUCUUCGCCCCUCCUCCCACCGUCAUUCCCACCCACGCACCUCUUCCCCCUCCCACGCUGCUCCUCCCCCGCCACCGCCGCCUCCCCUCCCUCCGCUCCUCCUCCUCCCCUGAAAUCCUUGUCUCCGACAACAACGGCGUCCCUGCCCCGCCCUCCGAUCCAAGCUCCAUCGAGGUGGACGCCGUGACGGCGGCGGAGCUGAAGGAGAACGGGUUCCGCAGCACGCGGAGGACGAAGCUGGUGUGCACGGUGGGCCCCUCCACGUGCGGGUUCGAGCAGCUGGAGGCCCUGGCCGUUGGAGGCAUGAACGUGGCGCGAAUCAACAUGUGCCACGGCACGAGGGAGUGGCACAAGGAGGUUAUCGACCGCGUCCGGCGGCUCAACCACGAGAAAGGCUUCGCUGUCGCCAUCAUGAUGGACACCGAAGGCAGCGAGAUUCACAUGGGUGAUCUCGGUGGCGCCUCCUCUGCCAAAGCCGAUGACGGUGAGAUCUGGACCUUCAGUGUUAGAGCCUUCGAUUCAACUCGCCCCCAACACACCAUCAAUGUCAAUUAUGAAGGCUUUGCCGAAGAUGUGAAAGUAGGGGAUGAACUUUUGGUGGAUGGAGGAAUGGUUAGGUUUGAAGUGAUUCAAAAAAUAGGUCCAGAUGUUAAAUGCCGUUGCACUGAUCCUGGCUUGUUGCUGCCGAGGGCCAAUCUCACAUUCUGGAGGAAUGGCAGUUUAGUGCGAGAGAGGAAUGCCAUGCUCCCUACUAUUUCUUCCAAGGAUUGGUUAGACAUUGAUUUUGGUAUUGCCGAGGGUGUUGAUUUUAUUGCUAUUUCAUUUGUCAAGUCUGCUGAAGUUAUUACUCAUCUUAAAAGCUAUAUUGCCGCACGGUCUCGUGAUAGUGAUAUUUCUGUUAUUGCAAAGAUAGAAAGUAUUGACUCAUUGAAGAACUUAGAAGAGAUUAUUCAAGCGGCAGACGGAGCUAUGGUGGCACGAGGAGACUUGGGAGCUCAAAUACCUUUAGAACAGGUUCCAUCUGCCCAACAAAGGAUUGUUCAACUGUGUAGGCAAUUGAAUAGGCCUGUUAUUGUUGCCUCUCAAUUACUUGAAUCCAUGAUUGAGUAUCCUACACCUACAAGAGCUGAAGUUGCAGAUGUUUCUGAAGCUGUUAGGCAACAAGCUGAUGCUUUGAUGCUUUCUGGUGAAUCCGCCAUGGGCCAGUACCCUGAGAAGGCCUUAACUGUUUUAAGGAACGUCAGUUUGAGAAUUGAGAGGUGGUGGAGGGAAGAGAAACGGUAUGAAGCCAUGUUGCUCCCAUCUGUUGGGUCUUAUUUUUCAGAAAAAAUAUCAGAAGAAAUCUGCAAUUCGGCUGCUAAGAUGGCUAAUAAUUUAGAGGUGGAUGCACUUUUUGUGUACACGAAGACAGGGUACAUGGCAUCGCUAUUGUCACGAUGCCGGCCUGACUGCCCAAUCUUUGCUUUUACUACCACGUCAUCAGUGCGGAGGCGUCUGAAUCUCCAGUGGGGCUUGAUACCUUUCCGUCUGAGCUUCUCAGAUGAUAUGGAAAGUAAUCUCAAUAGAACCUUUGCAUUACUCAAGGCCAGAAAUCUCAUCAAAACAGGGGACCUUGUCAUUGCAGUCUCUGAUAUGUUGCAGUCAAUACAAGUGAUGAAUGUUCCUUGA
Sphenostylis stenocarpa is the source of this 1698-nucleotide messenger RNA. NCBI's taxonomy places the organism in Eukaryota, Viridiplantae, Streptophyta, Magnoliopsida, Fabales, Fabaceae. The record is from the annotation of a GenBank genome assembly.